This is a messenger RNA of Haliotis rubra (blacklip abalone), 975 nucleotides long. Its product is annotated as glutamate receptor ionotropic, kainate glr-3-like. The coding region runs from base 1 to 975 and encodes 324 amino acids. The transcript is spliced from 7 exons. Gene Ontology annotation, molecular function: glutamate-gated receptor activity. NCBI's taxonomy places the organism in Eukaryota, Metazoa, Mollusca, Gastropoda, Lepetellida, Haliotidae. The record is from RefSeq and is a predicted model, not a curated record. Gene Ontology annotation, cellular component: membrane.
AUGCCAGGCUUCAACUGGUUUACCACAGUGGUACUUCAAGUCAUCUGGGAGUUCUCGGUGCCAUCUUACUUCAGCAAUGAGUGGACGGCAUUUGUGAUCAAGAGGGUGGAGAAUGGUUCUGUCAGAUUCGACGGUCUUUGUAUCCAGUUGUUGCAGGAACUGGCGAAACAACUCAAUUUCAGCUACACCCUGGUGGAGCCCGAGGACAGAGAGUGGGGUCUGAUACUGAAUGACAGCUGGACGGGGCUGGUGAAGUUACUUGUCAAUGGGGAAGUUGACAUGAUUGUGGCACCAAUGACGGUGACUCAGAGCAGAGCCACAGUCAUUGAUUUCACAGUACCAUACUUCUACGACCAUUCAGCUCUUAUUAUGGGCAAACAAGAUCCCAACAGCAACAAAUGGUUAACCAUUCUAUACCUGUUCCGCUACGAGGUUCUCAUCUGUAUCCUCGUCUCACUCAUCUUCUCCACUGUCUUCCUCUUCGUCUUGGAAGAAGUGACACCAGUCCUUUCAUGGACGGAUGAAAGAUCCACGGAUUUGCAGACCCGAUAUGGAGAUAUACUCUGGUGUCAUUUUGGAUCUCUUGUGACGAACGGAGGAGCAUAUAUUCCCACCACUGGGUCCGGACGUACAGUACUCGCCUGCUGGUGGCUUUUCGCAGUGAUACUGGCUUCCACCUACAGAGGAAAUCUUAUUGCGUUCCUUGCCGACAGACGAGAGAAACCCCCCUUCUCCAACCUGGAUGAGAUGGUGCAACAGGACACGUACAAGUGGGGGUUUGUCGGAGGGACAUUACUGGUCCCUCUCUUUCAGGAAUCCAACAUCUCCGUUUAUCACAAGGUAUGGCAUGGUGUGGAGGAGAAAAUGACAAACGAACCUGAUUGGUUGAGUCUGGAUGGAGACGAGCACUUGCGCCGAGCGGUCGAAAGCCAGUACGUCUACUUGGCAGAGGAGUCUUCUUUCGAGAUGUGCUGA